GUAUUCCAAAUUAAGAAGACGCAAGUAUGGCAUUCACGGCGAUUAUGUUUCUGCUAGGUACUGCCACUACCGCUGGUUUGUUAGGAUUGGGUCAUUAUUUCACUCAUAUGGGCAAACACAAAAAAUUGGAGGUUGAGUGCGAUAUUUUCCAUGGCAGAUGGGAAUAUGAUGAUGCUGAUCCCUACCCUCUUUACUCUCCCCAUACUUGUCCAUUCAUAUCCAACCAAUUCGACUGCCAAAGCAAUGGUCGUCCUGACCAAGAUUAUAUCAAAUAUAGAUGGAAACCAUAUUCAUGCACUUUACCACCGUUCAAUGGUAAAAGGUUAUUGCAGAGAUUCGAAGGGAAACGAAUCAUGUUCGUUGGAGACUCAGUUGGAUACAAUCAAUGGCUUUCCCUCGUAUGCAUGCUCCAUUCGGCGGUUCCAAAAGCCAAAUAUCUUCUCGAGACCAAAGGAGGCCUUUCUACACUUACCUUCCCGGCACACAAUGUCUCGGUGAUGUUUUCGCGCAAUGAUUUUCUUGUUGACAUUGUUGACGACAAAAAUGAAAGAAUCCUAAAGCUUGAUUCAAUUAGGAAUGGAGGACAAAUUUGGAAGGAUGUUGAUGUGUUGGUCUUCAACACUUGGAACGAGGGGCUUCAAACUGGAAAGAAGCAAUCAUGGGAUUUCAUUGAAGAAGGCAACGCCAGGCACAAAGACAUUGACCGAUUGGCGGCUUUUGAAAAAGCCUUGAAUACAUGGGCCAAGUGGGUAAACUCCACCGUAGAUCCCAAGAAAACCAAGAUUUUGUUCCAGGGUGUUUCCCCAGAUCAUGCAAAUUCAAGAGAUUGGGCAGAUCCCAAUGCAAAGAACUGCAAAGGGCAGACAAGACCCGUGGCGGGGCAUAACUAUCCAGGAGGUCGACAUCGAGGAGAAGCUAUUCUGGACAAAGUAUUGGGCAGAAUAUCCAAAUCAGUUCGUUUACUUAACGUAACUGCACUGUCACAACUAAGAAAAGAUGGACAUCCUUCAUCCUACGGUAGCAGCAAAGGCGCCGUUGACUGCACCCAUUGGUGUCUUCCUGGAGUACCAGAUGCUUGGAAUGAGCUCUUAUCUGCAACUCUACUGCGCUACUAGACAUUGUUUGGCCUGAAAAAAGCUACACUACCUCUACCUCUAUGCCAACUUAACUCCUUCAAAUAAAACACAAGUAACUAAAAGCAUAAUAAAUUAAAGUUCAAUAAAGAUCUUAAUUAGUGAUUGUUAACUACAUAUGAAUAAUUAAUGUUCAGGAUUUUGCCAAGAAGAAAAUUUGAUGAUGAACGAUAUGCAUUCGGACAAGAUGGGUUCAAUAUAUACAUGCUUUACUAUUCUACUAUAUUAUUUUUGAAUGAAAAUCUCCUACCCCAUUUGGUGA
Theobroma cacao (cacao) is the source of this 1395-nucleotide messenger RNA. RefSeq names its product protein trichome birefringence-like 43. Gene Ontology annotation, molecular function: O-acetyltransferase activity. NCBI's taxonomy places the organism in Eukaryota, Viridiplantae, Streptophyta, Magnoliopsida, Malvales, Malvaceae. Gene Ontology annotation, cellular component: Golgi apparatus. The record is from RefSeq and is a predicted model, not a curated record.